This is a messenger RNA of Helicoverpa armigera (cotton bollworm), 3830 nucleotides long. It is a transcript of the gene CRAT, whose product is annotated as carnitine O-acetyltransferase. Gene Ontology annotation, molecular function: carnitine O-acetyltransferase activity. Bases 249 to 2201 code for a protein of 650 amino acids. NCBI's taxonomy places the organism in Eukaryota, Metazoa, Arthropoda, Insecta, Lepidoptera, Noctuidae. The record is from RefSeq and is a predicted model, not a curated record. Gene Ontology annotation, cellular component: peroxisome. Gene Ontology annotation, biological process: carnitine metabolic process, CoA-linked. The transcript is spliced from 13 exons.
UUAAAUAUCCUAUCUGUUGCUAUCACGUCUGUAGUUUGAUACACACAGUGCUGCAGUUACACAAAAACCGGUCAGCCAGACUCAUAUUACUCUGCAUAAUAUACUAUAUAGUUGCCUGUGCCAUAAUCAUAAUAUUCACGUUUCCUUUAGGAUUACCACGUAGGCACUAGUCUCUGCAUUGUUUGUUGUCAGUCUGGUCAGUACUUUGCACUUGUAGUUAGUUAGAUAGUAUACAGUUACGUAGACAGAUGUUCGAGAGUGUCAAAGUACAGGAAUCUCGCUAUCAGGAGGAUUGUGCAGAUAAAAAUACCAUGUUGCGCAGUAUUAAUAGAGUUUGUGGACCUAAAGGUUAUAUAUUAGAGCCAUAUGUCGCAUCUAUUAAAUUGUCUUGCAAUUAUACCGCUGCUAAAUCGAAUGGCAAUGUUCAGAAGUUGCCAAGAUUACCAGUACCCAAACUCUCCGAUACGUUGGCGAAGUAUUUACUCACUGUUAGACCCUUUCUAAACGAUGAAGAAUUUGCAAGGACAACCUCGCUCGUUAAAGAUUUUGAGAGAGGGUCAGGACAACAAUUACAAGUUUUGUUAGAAAAGAGAUCCCAGGAACACCUAAACUGGCUGGAGGAUUGGUGGUUAAACACUGCUUAUUUGGAAUACCGUGAUCCCGUUGUUGUGUAUUCUAGCCCUGGUCUAGUUUUUCCUUUUAGGAAGUUUGAAACACAGGACGAUCAAUUACAUUAUGCUGCCAAAACAUUACUGGCUGCUUUGGAGUACAAGUCUCUCAUAGAUAACGACCACAUUCCGGUUGACAUGAUGGGAAAAAGUCCAUUGGAUAUGGCACAAUAUAAGAAAAUAUUUGGAACAUGUAGAAUACCGCACCCGAAACGAGACAAGCUAUCUUUUAACACCAACAGCAAGCACGUUACAGUUAUCCAUAACAAUCACAUCUUUCAUGUAGACCUCACGGGAGAAGACAAUUUGAUACUGAAUGAAAACCAAAUUGUCCAACAACUGAAAAAAGUGAUUGAUCUUUCUAAGACACCAACUAAUGAGGGCAUUGGGAUACUUACAUCUGAAAAUCGCGAUUCAUGGGCACGAGCAUACCAACUCCUUGCUGAAGAUAAAACAAACCGGGAAUCCUUAGCAGACAUAGAGAAAAGUUUGGUUGUUCUCUGCUUAGACGGGGCUGUUGAUUUGUGGAAGUGUAAGGAUGCAAAUACUCGGAGAAACCUAGCUGGAGCACAGACAAUACACGGUGGAGGCUCUACCAGCAACGGUGGUAACCGUUGGUUCGACAAAACUGUACAGUUCAUAGUCGGCGCUGACGGAGUGACGGGGCUAACCUAUGAACAUUCGCCGGCGGAAGGCCAGCCUAUAGCAGUUUUAACGGAUUUCAUUAUUAAGUUUAUUGAAGAAAAUAAAGCAUCCAAAACGACUUCAUCGAGUCCCAAACAACCUACACUGUUGAAAUUUAAUGUGAAUGCAGAGGUCAAUAGUAUGAUAGAAAAAGCCAGAAAUAAUUUAGACAGCUUAGUUCAAAACUUACAAUUGAACUGUUUCCAGUACGACAAGUACGGUAAAAACUUCAUUAAGACUCAAAAAUUAAGUCCAGACAGCUAUCUUCAGAUGGCUAUGCAACUAGCCUUCUACAGGUUACAUAGUGUACCUGGGGCUCAUUACGAAUCUGCAGCAACGAGAAUGUAUGUAGGAGGACGGACAGAAACAAUACGGUCUUGCUCGAUUGAAUCCAUAGAGUUUGCAAAAAAGAUGUUAAAUCCUCAAACAAGCCCGAAAGACAAAAUUUCUGCAUUAAAAAGUGCUAUCAAUUCUCACAAAAAUUACACAGUGCAGGCACUUCAGGGCUUCGGCGUUGAUAGACAUUUACUCGGAUUAAAAUUAACUGCCAUCGAAAAUGGCGUGGAAAUACCAAAAUUAUAUUCUGAUCCAGGCUUUACUAAGAGUGCUCACAUGAGGAUUUCAACUAGUCAGGUGGCUUGCAAAUGUGACGGAUUCAUGUGUUAUGGACCUUUAGUGCCGGACGGAUAUGCAACCUGUUACAACCCCAGAGACAACGAUAUAAACUUCGCCACUGCCGCAUUCGUCAAACAUCCAGACACUGAUUGUGAUAAAUAUAGGAAUGCUUUGGAACAGUCCCUUCAAGAUAUGCAUGACGUAUUAGCUAAGAAUGUCACCUCGAAACUUUAAAUUUUUGUAUAUCUGUAGAUAUAGGUACAUACUUUGUACCUACGGGGUUUUUGAAGUGGGAUUUAUGUACCAGUGCUGAAACCAAUUUUAGGAUUCCAGUAAUGUUUGAAAGAUUGGCAAUUCGUAACAGAUAACAGACUCCAAAAGACGAAGACUGAGAGCUUGUAGUGGCCCAGUAUAUAUCAAACGCACGCUUUAUCAACAAAAAACCGCGAUAUUUCAAAAGUGGUUAAAUAACCAUAAAUACUCAUGAAAGAGUCACUCAACUGAAUUAUUUCAUUUUUGGCUUCACUAAAAUCAGUCGAUUACCGAUCUGUCUACUAUUGUACAUCUGUGGCUGAAACUACACUUCUAAACUACUAAACUAAGAACAGAACAAAGUGAUGUUCAAAAUACCUUUAAAAAUACCAUCUCACUUGAUUUUAGAUACAGAGAAAGCAUGGGCAACAAAUAUUAAGGGUGAUUUCCGUUUCCAUUUGUCACAUUGAAUAUGAAACAGGCCCUGGAGUAAUCAAAAAUCAUCGAAUAACAGCUAAGCUAAUAAGCAGCUUUCAGUAACUUAACUAAACCAAGGUACGAAAUCCCAUUUCAUCCCCAAACACAAAAAUCGAAAACUGCCAAAAUGCAUUUUGAAAUUAUUAUAUCACGGAGUCGUAUUUUAACUACUUUAUUUAAAAAGACUGUUAUUUGUGUUCUGACAUGAACUUAAAAUUAUAGUUCGUGCCAUGCUGGUACGUGACAAAUGCUAUGCAACCAAGCACGUAGCGUUUGGUUAUUGAUUAGGUACUUUUUACUUUCGCUCUCCUACUCAAAUAUCAUACUUUUGAGUAAAAUAGUUCCCAUCAGAGUUCAUAAUUGUAAGAAAUGGAUGAACUCAGAAUCUUCUUUUUCAUUUAUAUUUAUUUAACAAUAACAACAGUGCAAUCAUCGGUGACGCUUCGCAUCGCAGUUUUGUUUGGGAGCUCUUUUAGACUAAGCUUUACACCUCGCCAGAGAGCCCUCUUGCGUUAGAACGUUGAAAACAUUGUGAUUAAUUAUAACUUUAAAAUGAAGUUAUUCUAAAAUAAUAUAAAUCUAUGGUUGUGGGAUUAACAUAUUAUGACUUAUACUAUUAAAUUAUUCCUACUGUGUUUUAUGGUGACGGAGAACCUGAGAAUAAAAAAAUGUUAUUUAAUGUAUGUAUAAGGACAAAUGCAUGUAUCUUUAAAAAGUAUUCAAAUAGGAACACCCACAAUAGGCUCGUCGUAAAUUGUAAUUGGUAUUAUUUGACUACUGCUAUUAUUAGGUUUUACUCAUGUAAAAUUGUAGUCAUGAAAGCAAUAUCCAUGACAAUAUCUACUUGUAACUAGCUUUAGGAACUUGUUUCCGUACUCGGACAUGGAUAAAAAGUAUUCUAUGUUCGUCUCCACUGGUUUAAGCUUCCACUACACCAAAUUUCAAUUGCACGGUUCAGUAAUUUCUUUUCAAUAUAAGUAUACCAGAUAUAUUCUCAGUAUUCCUUUGUUAAAGAAAUAGACUAUAUUAGAUAAUACACAAUUAGACGAGCCAAUUUGGAUGGGCUAUUACUGUACUAUGAUAUGUAACCCAAAUGCUUUUAUAUUUACACAAUUAAAAUAAUGCAAUACUUAA